GGGCUUUGGCGCUUGUUGCCGCGGAUCACUGAGGUGGACAGGUCGAUCCGUGGAGUGAGGUUCGCAGACGUUGGAUGUGAUCUGAUGGUGGAGGACUCGUUACCUGGGGAUGGGGCGGAUCGCUGACGUGGCACUUGUUUCGGUGGAUUGCUAGCUAGUGGUCCAGCAGUCCACCAAAGCCCAUGGGCUGCACGGACCCAUAUGUACCUGCGUGAGCUCUCUGUUAUUUAUUUCAGUACUUUAUCCAUAAGAUAUUGCUAUAUAAAAAGAGUAAAUUAGUUUCUUGAUCCCAAUAAAAUUUACGUUUAGUUUUUUGAUCCUUUUCAUUUGAUCUUGAUUAUUUAGCCUCAAAACGAAUUUCUUCUUGAUUUUAGAGUUAGUUUGACAAGUGAACGGCAUUAAUAGCAACAUGAAAUAAUUUUUUUACCUAGAGCUAAAAUAAGUUAUAAUUUUAUUUUGUGACUGGUGGGACCCUCUAUUCUUCCACCUCCGUCUUCUCCUCCGUCUCGCUUGCCCGACCCCGCUUCGAUGGCCUCUCAUCUUGUCUUGGCCUCUCAUCAUUAUUCUGGAGCUCAACAGCACACCUCGUGUUCACCUCCAGCUCCAGCUCCAGCUCGCCGGCGUUCCUCGCCCGCGCCAUCGCCAAGCCGCACAGCAUCUCCUGCGCGCAGGUCCAGCGCCCAGAACCAGCCGCCGCCGCCGCCGCAGGCGGCGAGGCUGAAGCGCGCGGGCGGCGCGGACUCCAUGGACUGGGUGGCCUCGUCGCUGACACGGCGGUUCGGGAUCUGCACCGGGGUGGCGUGGGCCGGGUUCCUGGUCGUCAGCGUCGUGUCCGAGCAGCUCAAGACUCGCUUCGAGGACGUGGAGCAGGAGCAGGAGCAGGAGGUCGUGCUCCCCAACGGGAUCCGGUACUACGAGCUGCGCGUCGGCGGUGGCGACGCCCCGCGCCCCGGCGACCUGGUGGUGAUCGACCUGCAGGAUUUGAUGCGUUUCGCGUAAUUUCGAGCUUUUCUCGGAGCAGUUUUGGUUGAUUCCGCGGCUGAUUUUGAUGCUUUUGUUUGGUCCCGUAUGCAGGCUCGCGCGGCCGGCGCCCAGCCCCGCAGGCCCCUGGCUGCCGCGGCCGGCGCCCAGGCCCGAGGACGAGGUGGAUCCAGCGACCCUACGUGGAUCCGGCGCCGGCGCGAGUGCAUCCGCCGGCGGGAACUCCAUCGCCGCCCAAAUCUCCGCCGCCGCCAAGAAACCAGCGCCCGAGCACGGGGUAACCUUUUUGGGCUCGCUCCAAAGGGUGACUCGGGUACUCUGGUGUUUUUUGCACGCGCUGGAUGUGCUGGUUUAUAGCAGCCCUGGACGGAAGGAAGCGUCAAAAACCAAAACGAAGUUUGAUUUUGGAUCAGAUAACUAAGUUUAAUUGAGAAAGGGUCGAGAAACUAAGCUCAACUUUUCUAGGCUGAGAAACUAAUUUAGUCAUAUAAAAAACCAGUAAUCAAACAUCUUAUAAAAAAUAGUCAAAUACCUACUAUUCUUGUUGCUCGGACCACAAUUGUGUGCAUAUUCGUUCGUCUUUUCUUUUUGAUCGGAUCAAGGAUGUAUGAAGUUAUCCGAAAAAAGGAAGUAUGAACGAACACGUGCUCUACGUGCCGCGAGCCCACGAGAGCCCGCCGGACCGCAAACUCCACGGCCCCGAAAACACACUAGCGGCGAGCCCAACCGUGUCCCCCCGCCGCCGCGCAGCCAAGAACCCGCAGGCUCUGUGUUUUCAAGGCCACUCUCCGAGCCGUGCGGCAUGCUCGUGGUCCGCUGAGAUAUCCGAUCGCAAUAAUCUCAUGGCCGGCGCCGGCGCCGAGCGGAAGGUCGCGGCGGUGCUCUACCACUACCCGUGCCCGGACGGCGCGUUCGCCGCGCUCGCCGCCCACCUCUACUUCUCCGCCGCCGCCCGCCCCGUCCGCUUCUUCCCCAACACCGUCUACGACCCCAUCAGGAGUGAUUCACUUCCAUUGGAUGAAAUAGAAGAUGUUUACCUCCUUGAUUUCGUGGGACCUCCUGGUUUUGUCGAAGAUAUAGCCCCUAAGGCUGAAAGAGUAACAAUUCUAGACCAUCAUAAGACUGCUUUUGAGAGUUUGUGUGGGAAUUCCACACUUGGGCAAAAUGUGACCAAGGUGAUAGACAUGCAGCGUAGUGGAGCAACAAUUGCAUUUGACUUCUUUAGAAACAAGCUCUUGACGGAAGCUAGCAUCUUAUGGGGUAGUGAAAGUGAUAAAGAUGUAGCUGAGAUCAAAUACGUACCGGACAACAAGGUUGAAACAGUGCACAAGCUUUUCAAGUUUAUUGAAGAUGGGGAUUUGUGGAGAUGGAAACUUCCAAAUAGCAAGGCCUUCAGCAGUGGACUAAAAGAUCUGGAUAUUGAAUUCAACGUCAAUGCAAACAGUAAAUUGUUUGAUCAGUUGUUGGAGUUGGAUCCUGAGCAUGUCAUUUCCCGUGGACAAGUGACAUUGUUAGAGAAGCAAAGAUUAAUAGACGAUUGCCUAGGGAAGUCCUAUGAAAUUUCACUGGGAUGUGGCCAGUUUGGGAAUUGUCUGGCUGUUGAUGCUGAUGCCAUUUCAAAUUUGAGAAGUGAACUUGGACAUCAGCUAGCUAGCAAAAGCCGUAAUUUGAAUCUGAGAGGCAUUGGGGCUGUUGUAUACAAAGUCCCUGAGUUGCAUAAUGACCAGAUGCUGAAAAUAAGUCUAAGAAGUUUAGAACAAGAGGACACCACUUCAAUCUCUCAGGAAUAUGGUGGUGGGGGACAUCGGAAUGCAAGCUCGUUUAUGUUGAGCAUUACAGAGUUUGACCGGUGGAAGGUUGGAGCUGAACCUUCUCAAACAGAAGGUGCUUAAUCAUCUGGCUUUGUUCAUUGUUCUGUACUUCUUUUAAUCAAGAAGCUUUAUAGCGGAGGAAACAGCAGGCAGAGAAAACUUAAUGCAGCUUGUUAAGAGGUUGUAGUGUGGGCACUUGCUUGACAAAGUUUGGAACAAUCAGCGCAGGGCUCUAGUUACUUGGACACUAGCUUAGACUCUGAAUAGGGCUACAGGAGGGCUAGCAUGUACCAAGCUCUUUUAAGUUAUUGAAUAGAUUGCAUUGCAGCGAUUGGCGACUAUAAGCAGUUACAUGCGUCUUGUUACAUGAGUGCUAUCAUGUAAGAAUGUAUCAUCGUUAUAUCUGCCGUGCCAUUAAACUGUCAA
Messenger RNA from Panicum hallii, 3218 nucleotides. RefSeq lists its product as uncharacterized. NCBI's taxonomy places the organism in Eukaryota, Viridiplantae, Streptophyta, Magnoliopsida, Poales, Poaceae. The transcript is spliced from 8 exons. The record is from RefSeq and is a predicted model, not a curated record. The coding region runs from base 1614 to 2873 and encodes 419 amino acids.